CUCCUCCUCCUCCUCUCCCAUUUGCAGCUGUACGCUUCUCAUCUCCGUCACAGGAGCGCGGACAGGAUGGAGGCCCUGUUAAACGAGUGGCUAUGGCAGGAGGUGUACUGGCUUCCUCCUGGAAUCCUCUGGCAGGACCUAGAAAUGAAGGAGGGUGGGGGCCGCUUUCCUCUACCCAGGGAUCUUAUCUACACCCUGCCGCUGGCCUUUGCCUUCAUCGCCCUCAGAUAUGUCUUCGAGAGGCUCAUCGCUGUCCCUUUAAGCAAACGUUUAGGUGUGAAGGACCGGAUUCGGAUUCGAGCCGCUUCCGUCCCGAAGCUGGAGACCUUCUACAAGCAGAACAGUCGGCAACCAUCGCAAAGUGAGGUGGUGAGCUUGGGGAAGCAGUGCGGACUCUCCCAGAGAAAGAUCCAGACCUGGUUCAGACACAGGAGGAACCAGGACCGACCAAGCAACACCAAAAAGUUCUGCGAGGCCUCCUGGCGCUUUGUCUUCUACCUCAUAGCGUUCACUGCAGGGCUCGGCUCUUUAAUUAAUACUCCGUGGUUCUGGGAUUACAGCGAGUGUUGGAGGGGUUAUCCCAAACAGCCGGUGGCCGAAGCUCAUCGCUGGUAUUACAUCUUGGAAAUGGGCUUCUAUGUGUCGCUGCUUCUGUGUGUCUCAGUGGAUGUCAAGCGAAAAGAUUUCAAGGAGCAGGUGAUUCAUCACAUCGCCACCAUAUUCCUCAUCGGUUUCUCCUACUGUGCCAACUUUGUGAGGGUUGGCACUCUGGUGAUGCUGGUGCACGACUCCUCUGACUUCCUCCUGGAGUCUGCCAAGAUGUUUCACUACAGUGGCUGGAGGAGGACUUGUGACUCGCUGUUUGUUGUCUUCGCUCUGGUCUUCCUGGUGACGAGGCUAGUGGUGUUACCUGCCAGAGUACUGCACACAACCCUGGUGACAUCUCUUAAUUUCUUUGAGCCCUUCUUUGGUUAUUAUUUCUUCAACUUGCUGCUGUUAGUGCUGCAAGCUCUGCACGUGUUCUGGGCGUAUCUCAUCCUGCGAAUGGUCUACAAGUUUGUGUUCCUGGGCAAGGUGGAGCGAGACGAACGGAGCGAUGAGGAGAGUGAGGUGGAUGAUGAGGAGGAAGAGGAGGAGCCUGAGGAAGAAGGGGACGAGUGCAGCUGGGAACAAAGAAAGGGUGCAAUCAACUCCAAACUGGCAUCGCUGGCUAACAACUGUGUUCUGAACAACCUGACCAACCAGAGGAAUAUAAACAGCAGACUGCCCAAAGCCAGAUAGUGUCGACGUCCGCUAAACUACACUGAAAAAAAAGCUUUUUUCCCUUGCGCCUAUUGGAGAUUAACGAAUUUCUGACAUAUGAUACAUACAUGUGGCUUGUGUACAUCAAACACGGUCCAUUGAUGAUUUCAGAUCAGGGUAAGUCUGCAUCCUGCUCAUCUUGAAAAAAAAAGCAAAGAGGCACAGAUGAUUGUAAAUCUGCUCACUCAGUGUGAGAUUAGGAAGAAACGCCAUCAUUACUGUCACCCUCACCACUGCAUACUGUAAAAAUCUGGCAAAUACAAGGACAUAAAGAAAGUUCCUGUACAGAAAAAACCAAGUGUUGUUCUUGUAGAUUUUGUAUUACUGCUGGUUCUUUCACUGUGCUAUAAUGAGCUGUUUGUAAAUACAUGAAGAUACAUGUACCUGGACUGUGUUAUAAUACAUUUAUCCUUUCUUUGGUCAACAAGAAAAACUUUUUUUUUUUUUACACAAACUCUUCUAACAUGUGGUAUAACAUCUGUUAAAGAGAACAAACUAAAGUUAGACUUUAAUAGAAAUUCAUUCCCACAGCUUUGGAAACACAUACAUGGUAUGUUUGAUUGUACAUAGACUAAAAAAAGACAUUAAAAACAUUGCAUAUAGUAAAUCUGUUGAUAAACCAGAUUAUAUAUCUAUUUUUAAUGAAUCAUUUAUUCAACAUUUUUACGUUGUUGUAGUCUGUGGGAGAGUAUAAAAGACUACUGCAAAAGUCCCUUAGGGAUGAUAAAGUUAUAUUUUUCUGUAAUAGGGUUUGAUUUUGUCAGUUUAGUUUACCAUCACUCCUCAGAAAAGAUGUGGCGCCCCCUGGUGCAAAGGAUGCCUUUACAAAAAACAAUGUACUGCUCCUAGAAAUAUGGAUUUAAACUGUGUGCGUGUGUGUGUGUGUCUUUUUCUUUUUCUACUUUGAAAAUCAUUGUGACAGGCAGCAUGAUUUCUCGACAAGGUUUUUUUUUUCAGGUUUGCUGUACUCGACUUUAGUUUUGUGCCUUGGCUGCUGUUUUUUUUUUUUUUUUUUUAAACACUAUUCUGUGACAAGCACUUGUGUUUUAAGAUGUGUGUGUGAAGUAGGAUUACCUUUACUGGACAGACACACGGGCCAGGCCUUAUUACGACUGGUUUGAAUGUUUCGUUUGAAGUGUUGAUGAGGCUGAUAGUGCCUAGGUGAGCUACGAGAAGUAUGCACACAGGUGGGCAUUAGUGAAAUGUGAGGUAUUUUAUAUAGUGGUGUUGUCUGCUAAGGUCAAAUGCUUUAUGGCUCAGAUGAACUGAAGUCUCUCUGAAAUGUAAAGGCUUACUGGUUAUUCUAAAAGUUGAUGACAUGUUUUGAUAUGACUAGACUGUGCUCUACUACUUUACCAGGAACAGGCUCAAACCCAGUGAAAAACUGCAGCACAUUCAUGGUCAUUGCAUACCAACAGCUGGUAUUACAUUUUUAAUAUGUUAGUAAGGGCAUCUCUUUAAGAUAAGUGGUGUCCACGAGAUUUUAUAUUAAAAACAAGUGUGACAAGAGUAGAAGCUAGGUUUUGCCUGACUGUGAAGAGGGACUUAACUGCACUGGGGCCCACACCACAAGGUGGGAUUUAGGUUGUAGAGCAAUAAAAGGGCUGAUCCACUGAAAAACACACCCAAGACCCCCAGCAGGAUACUGCUUUUUUUUAAGUAGAAAUAGAUUUAAAACCAUGUUUCCAUGAAAGCAACACUUGACUGUUCUCUUAUGAGUGCACAUUGAUACUGUUGAUUGUCUGGCCGGUUGAAAAGUUUUAAUAAAUGACUUCUAUUGAAUAAACUA
Molecule: messenger RNA, 3091 nt
Organism: Chelmon rostratus (copperband butterflyfish)
Lineage: Eukaryota; Metazoa; Chordata; Actinopteri; Chaetodontiformes; Chaetodontidae
Product: ceramide synthase 2-like
Exons: 11
Coding region: 67-1281 (404 amino acids)
Biological process (GO): ceramide biosynthetic process
Cellular component (GO): membrane
Molecular function (GO): sphingosine N-acyltransferase activity; DNA binding
Source: RefSeq, a predicted model, not a curated record